This is a messenger RNA of Monodelphis domestica (gray short-tailed opossum), 2468 nucleotides long. It is a transcript of the gene GDI1, whose product is annotated as GDP dissociation inhibitor 1. Gene Ontology annotation, cellular component: cytoplasm. Lineage: Eukaryota; Metazoa; Chordata; Mammalia; Didelphimorphia; Didelphidae. Gene Ontology annotation, biological process: small GTPase-mediated signal transduction; protein transport; vesicle-mediated transport. Gene Ontology annotation, molecular function: Rab GDP-dissociation inhibitor activity. The record is from RefSeq and is a predicted model, not a curated record.
GAGCUGGUGGAAAGGCGGUACUGAGCCCGCCAUCUUUGGUCCAUUUCAGCUGCUGCAGCUGGAGCUGGAGCGACGGCGAAGCCGGAACGCGGAGCCCAGCUGAUCCCAGCAGAGCCGAACCAUGGACGAGGAGUACGAUGUGAUCGUGCUGGGCACGGGGCUCACGGAAUGUAUUCUCUCUGGCAUCAUGUCUGUGAAUGGGAAGAAGGUGUUGCACAUGGAUCGGAAUCCGUACUAUGGCGGGGAAAGCUCCUCUAUCACACCCCUGGAAGAGUUGUUCAAACGGUUUGAACUCCCUGAGGGGCCCCCUGAAAGCUUGGGCAGGGGCCGAGACUGGAACGUUGACCUGAUCCCCAAAUUCCUCAUGGCCAAUGGUCAGCUGGUGAAGAUGUUGCUGUACACCGAAGUGACCCGCUACCUCGACUUUAAAGUGGUGGAAGGCAGUUUUGUCUACAAGGGGGGCAAGAUCUACAAGGUGCCAUCUACCGAGACUGAGGCCUUGGCCUCCAACCUGAUGGGCAUGUUUGAGAAACGCCGAUUUAGAAAGUUCUUGGUGUUCGUGGCAAACUUUGAUGAGAAUGACCCCAAGAGCUUUGAGGGUGUCGACCCUCAGACCACCACCAUGAGAGAUGUGUAUAAGAAGUUUGACUUGGGCCAAGAUGUUAUUGACUUCACUGGCCAUGCUCUGGCACUCUACCGAACCGAUGACUACUUGGACCAGCCCUGCCUUGAGACCAUCAACCGCAUCAAACUCUAUAGCGAGUCCUUGGCCCGUUAUGGAAAGAGCCCCUACUUGUACCCUCUCUAUGGCCUGGGUGAGCUACCCCAGGGAUUUGCAAGAUUGAGUGCCAUCUAUGGUGGGACAUACAUGCUGAACAAGCCUGUGGAUGACAUCAUCAUGGAGAAUGGAAAGGUGGUAGGAGUAAAGUCCGAGGGGGAGGUGGCACGUUGCAAGCAGCUGAUCUGUGACCCCAGCUACAUCCCUGACCGGGUUCGAAAGGCUGGCCAGGUCAUCCGAGUCAUCUGCAUCCUCAGCCACCCCAUCAAGAAUACCAAUGAUGCCAACUCCUGCCAAAUCAUCAUUCCCCAAAAUCAGGUCAACAGGAAAUCAGACAUCUAUGUGUGCAUGAUCUCCUAUGCCCACAACGUGGCUGCCCAAGGAAAGUACAUCGCCAUCGUCAGCACCACCGUGGAGACGGCUGAGCCUGAGAAGGAGAUAGAGCCGGCGCUGGAGCUCCUGGAACCUAUUGAUCAGAAGUUUGUGGCCAUCAGUGACUUGUACGAGCCAACAGACAACGGACUGGAAAGCCAGGUUUUCUGUUCCUGUUCCUAUGAUGCCACCACUCACUUUGAGACGACCUGCAAUGACAUCAAAGAUAUUUACAAGCGCAUGGCUGGGACAGACUUUGACUUUGAAAACAUGAAGCGGAAACAGAAUGACGUCUUUGGAGAGGAUGAGCAGUGAUGGCAGGAAGUAAUCCCUCCCCCCUCCCUCCCUCCCUUCGCACCAAGGUUCUUCCCUCCCUCCUUCCUAUUUUUUUCUACUUUGAGGCUCAAGGGGAAGGCUAGGAUGGGUCACAUGAGUCUGCAAUGUGCCCCUCCCUCCCUCCCCUCCCCCUCCCGUAGGCCCCCUUCUAAUGAAUUCCAUGUGGUGACCAAACCCUAGCUUGGCGCCUGGGGCACGCCUCCUUUCUUCUCCCUGCCCCCCCUCCCCCAGGGAGUCUGGCCUUCUCCUAUUCUCUCCUCCAGCCCACCUCCCCACACAUACAGUGAGUGACCCUCUGUGUGCCCUUUCCCCCACUCCUUUGCCUCUCUGGUGCUUUUCUGUUGGGGGAGGCGGGGCUGGAGAGCGAAGGCAGCCCCGCCCAAGGCUCCCGGUGGGGUGGGUCUCCUGUCCCUUCUGGAACUCGCCUGUCUCUGCUCGCGCUCUCUCUGCUUCAGCCUCUAACAGCCUAAUGGGUUAUCCUUUGUCUUGACUGGGAGCUGGGCUGGGGGGGCCGCCGCCGCCGCCGCCGCCAAUUCUCUUUCCAGCCCCUUUCUCCCUUAAUUUAUUUUAACUUAUUAAUAUCUCUCCAUAGUGACGCCCCCUUCCUUCCUGGCCCCGCCAAGCUAAUUUAGUGCCCCCGCCCUGGUACUGUCCACGCUGUAUUAAUCUUCCCCUUCCUUCUUUGUGGGAGAGGGAGACCCUUCCCCUGUCCCUGUGCCCAGUGCUGCAGCCACGCCAAGGCCGGCGGGCCAGACUGAGGGCAAGCUGAGAAGAGGAGGUGGAGUUGGGGAAGGGGCCGCCCCCCACCCCAUCCCCACCCCCCGCCGCGCUGGCCCGCCCCCGCCCCACCCCUCCCUGCCUUCCCCCCCACCCCCCAGGCCGUGGGGGGCGGGGCCAAAUGUCGCCAAGUGACUGUGUGUGUCUCCCGCUUAUGUGUAUCGGACCGGAGAAACAAGUCCCCAAUAAAGCCUGUUGUGAAAAA